Molecule: messenger RNA, 4001 nt
Organism: Sander lucioperca (pikeperch)
Lineage: Eukaryota; Metazoa; Chordata; Actinopteri; Perciformes; Percidae
Gene: slc6a8
Product: solute carrier family 6 member 8
Exons: 13
Coding region: 1454-3433 (659 amino acids)
Biological process (GO): sodium ion transmembrane transport
Cellular component (GO): membrane
Source: RefSeq, a predicted model, not a curated record
UUUAAAGCCGCCGGUCAGACAGAGGGACAGAAAGACAGACCGACAGACGGACAGGACUUUAAAUACCUCGAGGCAGCAGCAGCGUCUCUAUCAGGACAUUUGACAGCUGAGAGGACGCGUUCAAGCACUUUCGGACAUUUCCUCUCUCUCUCUCAUUCUCUCUUUAUCUCUGAUGGAGCUGCAGCAAUUCCUGCACAGACUGCACCACCCGCCCGCCGCCCGCCGCCGGGACUGAAGCCGUCGCACGCGCUGCUUGUCCUGCUCGGUGUCCCUCCGUGAUUCCGUCCUCCGUGUCUGCGCGCGGGCCUCCGUCUCCUCCGUGACUCUAUCUGUUCCCAUGCGAUUCUUCAGACUCACAUUCAAGUGUUUCGUGGAUUGUUUUUGAAUCUUCGCCCUCCGAUCGCUGGUUAAAUUCUCUUUUCAUUUAUUUUUUUUUAAAUGUCCACUUUUUUUUGUUUUUUUUUGAUUUGUGAUGCGUUUUUUAAAUAAAGACAAGUCGAGUCGUGACGUCGCUCUCAUUUUGCAUUCGGAGAAAAGAAAUGUCUCCAGAUUAUUACUAAAACCUUUUUGAAUUUGUGACUUUUUAAAAAACAUUGAAUUCAUUUGUCAGAAUUGAAAAUAAUUUUAAAAAAAAUUGAAUAAAUAAAACGACAGAUUCUGGAUCAUAUGGUUCCUGCAGCUCGCGGAGAAUAAUAAUAAUAUUUAUAAUAAUUAUAAUAAUAAUCGUAUAUUAUUACUGAAGGAGGAGAAAGGAACAGCGCGAGGAUUACAGAUCUUUGAACGGGACGGAGCGAUCUGACUCGUCUGUUUCUGACUUGAGUCAGCUGCACAUUUAAAGGCAGGAGAGACUGGGAAUAGCUCUGCAACCAGUGCUGACUGAGAGGGUCAACUGGUGUCCGACAGAGAGGAAGAAUCACAUUAUAGGAAGAAGGGAAAUCAGCUUUUUAAAGGGUACAAAAUACAAAAAAACCCCUGCUAAAUUAAAGGGUUGAGAUUGAAAUUAAUUGCGCAAUUGUGCGGACUUGUGACUGACUGGAGAGUAACAUAUUUUGGAGGGGAAGAAAACAAAAACUAAGAAUUAAAAGGGGGAACCACAGAGUGAGACAGACUGACUUUUUUGGUUUCUAACUGGUUCCUGAUUGGCUCCUGAUUGGUUAAUUGGUUUGUGACUUUCGGAAAAGACCGCAAAAAAUAUUUUUGGGCGACAGAAACGAGAGAAAGAAAACAAAAACUAAGAAUCAAAGGGAAUCCCAGAGUGAGACAGACUCAAGAUUUGGUUCCCAACUGGUUUCUGACUGGUUUCUGACUGGUGUGACUGUACAAAAACUUCAGAAAUUAAAGGGAACACAGACUGAGACUGACUAAAGUUUUGAACCCUUCUGAUUGGUUCCUGACUGGUUGACUGGUUAACUAUAUCCUGACUGUUUCCUGACUGGUUUGUGGACUGGCAGAGAUGGAGAAGCACGGCCUGCCCUCCUCCUGUUCUCUGGUUCUCCUGGAGGAGACCAGGAAGACCCCGCUGCUCCUGUCCAACGGCAGCGGCGGCAACGGUUACUCCCCCGCGGCCGCUAACGGCAGCCUCGUCCCGCUGACGGCGGACGGUGCUUGCGAUGGACCGGAGAAGAAAGCGGUUGCCGUGGUGACGGGGCCUGGGCCGGGGUACCAGGAACGGGAGACGUGGACGAGGCAGAUGGACUUCAUGAUGUCCUGCGUGGGAUUCGCUGUCGGACUCGGAAACGUGUGGAGGUUCCCGUACCUGUGCUACAAGAACGGAGGAGGUGUCUUCCUGAUCCCCUACCUGCUGAUCGUGGUCGUUGGAGGAAUCCCGAUCUUCUUCCUGGAGAUCGCUCUGGGACAGUUCAUGAAGGCCGGCAGCAUCAACGUCUGGAACAUUGCUCCGCUUUUUAAAGGUCUGGGUUAUGCCUCCAUGGUGAUUGUGUUUUUCUGCAACACUUACUACAUCAUGGUGUUGGCCUGGGGCUUCUACUACCUAAUCAAGUCCUUUAACUCCCCCCUCCCGUGGUCCACCUGUGACAACGAAUGGAACACGCUCAACUGCAUCGAGAUCUUCCGUCACCAGGACUGCAACGGCAGCCUCCCUAACACUACCAUGAGCAACAACAUGACCUGUGCCGAGAUGGCUAACGCACGAUCACCAAUUAUCGAGUUCUGGGAGAACAAGGUGCUGAACAUCUCUUCUGGUCUGGAUGAAACUGGAGAGUUUAACUGGGAGCUCACGUUGUGUCUGAUGGCCGUCUGGGUUAUGGUUUACUUCUGCGUCUGGAAGGGAGUCAAAUCCACUGGGAAGAUUGUGUACUUCACGGCUACCUUCCCCUACGUGGUGCUCAUUAUCCUGCUGGUCAGAGGAGUCACACUUCCUGGAGCGUACGACGGCAUCAUGUUCUACAUCAAACCUGAUUGGUCCAAACUGGAGGAGGCUCAGGUGUGGAUCGACGCCGGCACCCAGAUCUUCUUCUCUUACGCCAUCGGGCUCGGAGCUCUGACCGCUCUGGGCAGCUACAACCGCUUCAACAACGACUGCUACAAAGACGCCUUCGUCCUGGCUAUGAUAAACAGCGGAACCAGUUUCUUUGCGGGUUUCGUUGUGUUUUCUAUUCUGGGCUUCAUGGCUGCUGAGCAGGGAGUGGACAUCUCGCAGGUCGCUGAGUCAGGUCCGGGUCUGGCCUUCAUUGCGUAUCCGAAGGCUGUCAGUCUGAUGCCGGUGGCUCCGCUGUGGGCGGCGCUCUUCUUCUUCAUGCUGCUGCUGCUCGGACUGGACAGCCAGUUUGUUGGGGUGGAGGGCUUUGUUACUGGAAUCCUGGACGUGUUUCCUGGAAAGCAGAACUUUCGCUACAGAAGGGAGAUCUCGGUGGCGAUCUGCUGCUUACUGUGCUUCAUUAUCGACCUCUCCAUGGUGACGCAGGGAGGGAUGUACGUCUUCCAAUUGUUUGACUACUACUCGGCCAGUGGAAUGACUCUGUUGUGGCAAGCAUUCUGGGAAUGCAUAGUAGUUGCCUGGGUCUACGGUGCUGACCGCUUCAUGGAUGAUGUAGCUCGUAUGAUUGGCUACCGGCCUUUCCCCUGGAUGAAGUGGUGCUGGUCCUUUAUAACUCCCUGUGUCUGCAUGGGCAUCUUCCUGUUCCACCUGGUGAACUACAAGCCGCUGACCUACAACAACGUGUACGUGUACCCGUGGUGGGGCGAGGUGAUUGGCUGGUGUCUGGCUCUGUCCUCCAUGCUCUGCAUCCCCGUCACCCUUCUCUACAAACUCUUCAGAGCCAAGGGAACCUUCAAAGAGCGCUGGGCUCACCUCACCUGUCCGGUGUGGGGGCCACAUCACCUGGAGUACAUGGCCCCCGACAUCAAGUCCCUGAGCUCGCUGUCGCCUGGCACAGACGACAACAAAGUCAUCAUCUUUGAGAGCGUCAUGUAGGCUGGACUCCACCAAUCACAAUGCUCCAUCUCCAUCCAUCCAUCCCACCUGCGACAAGAUGGCCGACACCUCACCACCACACUUCAGAUUUACCUCCAGGGUUUAAAAUUAGCACCAUUUACCAUUUGCCAAAUGCUAGUAAAAUAUGCAAGUGGCUGGUAGAUUUGCUUCACUCACCGGCCCCCAAAAAAACAAUGGUAAUCUACUGUGUGGCUUGGUGAAAUUUGAACAUUCACUAGCCGUUUGGCUCGUGGACAAAAAGUUAAUUUUGAUCCCUGUUUACCUCCGUACCGGACCUCAGAGUGAAGGAUCAGCCCCUCAGCUCAUCAAAACAUCACCAAAGCUACCGAAAUGUUUAAGAGAAUCAAACAGCUCCUUCAGGACGGUUUUUAUAUUUAAUAAUCCCAGCAGCAACAAAAGAAAAGCCUACUUUUUCACCCAGAAAAACCACAAAAAUGUGAGAUUAAAAGCCAGCAGAUCACUCGGUUCUUUAACUGGAAAGGGCUUCGACUCCUCUGGUUCUCAAUACUGAAAAAAAAAAAAAAUGUAAAUAUUAUUUUUCACAAAU